GCUCGCUCUGAUAAUAAUAAUAAUAAUAAUAAUAAACUCAGGCUCGCAGUAAUCCCAGUUAGUUUUGACGGUAUUCUGCUACUAUAUACAUUGUUGGCACUAACAGAGCAUUAUGCCUCAAAUGACACAACCCUGAUCUGAUAUGAACCAGUUGAAGCAGAUUCACGCCUUUACUCUUCGAAAUGGCAUAGACUACAACGAAAAUCUUAUUAAAAAACUCCUCCAAAUUUCGAACAUCUUUUAUGCCCACAACCUGUUCAAACUUAUUCCAACGCCAACUGUCUUUCUCUACAACAAUCUCAUUCAAGCUUACUCCUCUCAAAACCAGCCCCACCAAUGCCUUUAUCUCUACUCCCAAAUGCGUUUCAAAAAGUGCCUGCCGAAUGCACACAGUUUUACAUUCCUCUUCGCCACGUGUGCCCGCUUUUCCUCCCCUUUCCAUGGCCAAAUACUUCACACCCAUUUCUUAAUAUCGGGUUUGGAUUUUGAUGUCUUUCCCUUGACAGCUUUAGUAGAUAUGUAUGCUAAAUUGGGCAUGUUAGUCUCGGCUAGGCAAGUGUUCGAUGAAAUGACUCUGAGAGAUAUACCCACUUGGAAUGCGUUAAUUGCUGGUUAUUCGAGGCAUGGGAAUAUGGACGGAGCACUAGAGAUAUUUAGACAAAUGCCUAGUAGGAAUGUAGUCUCAUGGACCGCAAUGGUAUCUGGGUACUCGCAGAAUGGACUGUAUGCUAAGGCAUUACGAAUGUUUCUGGAGAUGGAGAAGGAGAAAGGUUUAAUGCCAAAUGAAGUGACUAUUGCAAGUGUACUUCCAGCAUGUGCAAACCUAGGCGCAUUGGAAGUUGGGGAGAGAGUUCAAGCAUAUGCCAGAAAACAUGGACUCUUGAGGAAUUUGUAUGUGAGCAAUGCCUUGUUGGAAAUGUAUGCAAGAUGUGGUAAAAUUGAUGCUGCAAAGCAGAUUUUCUUUGAGAUAAUUGGUAAUAGGAGAAAUUUGUGCUCUUGGAAUUCGAUGGUCAUGGGCUUGGCUAUCCACGGAAGAAGCUACGAAGCCCUUCAACUCUACGGCCAAAUGCUGAGAGAAGGAACCGCACCUGACGAUGUGACAUUUGUAGGACUUCUCUUAGCGUGUACUCAUGGAGGAAUGCUCGUAAAAGGCCGGCAACUUUUUAAAUCGAUGGAAAAAAUGUUUAGGAUCACUCCCAAAUUGGAACACUAUGGCUGCAUGGUUGACCUCCUAGGGCGUGCCGGAGAACUGCAAGAAGCUUAUGAUCUUAUAAAGAGGAUGCCAAUGAAGCCCGAUUCUGUAAUAUGGGGAGCACUACUAGGUGCUUGCAGUUUCUAUAAAAAUGUUGAACUUGCAGAAAUAGCAGCCAACUCACUAUUUGAACUAGAGCCCUGGAGUCCAGGAAACUAUGUAAUCCUUUCCAAUAUAUAUGCAUCGGCAGGCCGAUGGGAUGGGGUCGCUAAGCUUAGGAAGCUAAUGAAGGGCAGCAAGAUUACAAAGGCAGCUGGAUAUAGUUUUAUUGAAGGGGAAGGUGAAAUUCAUAAGUUCAUUGUGGAAGAUGCUUCACACGCAAGGCAUGAUGAAAUAUAUACCUUACUGAAUCGAAUUUCAACUAAGAUGAAACUACAAAGUGCAGAUGAUUCUGAACUUGAAGAAUUAUGCCUAAUGGAGAUUUGAUUAAUAUUUUUUUUUCAUUACUGCUUGCGGAUUAAUUUUCAGGUCUCUAUGUUCUAUUUGCUCCAUAAUCUAUAUGAUAUGCUA
Manihot esculenta (cassava) is the source of this 1762-nucleotide messenger RNA. RefSeq names its product pentatricopeptide repeat-containing protein At5g08510. NCBI's taxonomy places the organism in Eukaryota, Viridiplantae, Streptophyta, Magnoliopsida, Malpighiales, Euphorbiaceae. Gene Ontology annotation, biological process: RNA modification. Gene Ontology annotation, molecular function: protein binding; RNA binding. The record is from RefSeq and is a predicted model, not a curated record. The coding region runs from base 143 to 1678 and encodes 511 amino acids. The transcript has 2 exons.